AUGCCCAGUAAAAGUUUGGACUUCUUCAUUUUUGGUUCAGAUUCCUUUGAAACACAGUCCAUUAAAUUUGUAGUAGUAUAAAUUUAAUACAAUUUGUUUCCAUAUUUCAAUGCAACUAUCUGUUUCAAAAACUCUAGUUGAAGACUACAUUAAUACGAAGAUCAUGUUUCAUGAUAGAUGAUACAAGGAGCAAAUUAUUAAGACUGGUCAAGGUGUUUUGACAUUAUUUGGGGAAUUGCUAAAGGGCUUGUCUAUCUGCAUGAAGAUUCUCAAUUGAGGAUUAUGCAUAGAGAUCUCAAAGCAAGCAAUGUUUAGCUUGAUAGUGAAAUGAACCCCAAAAUUUCUGACUUCGGCAUGGCUAGAACAUUUGGAGAACAGUCUGAGGGAAGCACAAAGAGAGUGGUUGGAACCUAUGGUUAUAUGGCACUAAAAUAUGCCAUUUAUGAGCAAUUCUCAGUAAAAUCUGAUGUUUUCAGCUUUGGUGUGCUGUUGUGGGAGAUGAUAAGUGGGAAGAAGAAUAGAGGGUUUAACCAUCUCAAGCCUCGCCUUAAUAUUGUUGGACAUGUAAGUAUCAAGCUUCAAACCAUACUUUCUUUCCUUCCUUGACCUGAAAAUUGACUUGAAAAAUUACUUGAAAAAUGACUGACAGUUUAUAAUUUGUAUAUAGGCAUGGAUAUUGUGGAAAGAAGGAAAUCCUUUAGAACUGAUUGAUUUGUUUGUACAAGAGUCUUGCACUCUGUCUUAAGUAUUAAGAUGCACCUACAUUAUUCUCUUAUGUGUUCAACAACACCCUGAAGACAAGCCAAGGAUGUCAUAUGUGAUUUUGAUGCUGAGUAGUGAGAUAGCCCUAGAACAACCUGAAGAACCGGGUUUCUUUAUUGACAAGAAAUCACUUGAAACAAAUUCUUCAUCCAGUAAACCUGAAUCAUCUUUAACCAAUUAACCUCUCAGUGUUGGAGCCACAAUAAAGGUUUCUCGAAAAC
This is a messenger RNA of Rubroshorea leprosula, 983 nucleotides long. The record is from the annotation of a GenBank genome assembly. Lineage: Eukaryota; Viridiplantae; Streptophyta; Magnoliopsida; Malvales; Dipterocarpaceae.